AUGCGCACCUUGGUCGAAGAGCCCGUCAAUAGAAGAAAACCGUCCAGUUUCUCUCACCAGAGUGAGGAUAUACUCGCUGGUGGCUUACAGCCUCUGCGUCCGCCAAAUGACCCUCCUCAUUCGACCCUCGCGCAAACGAACUCUGGGUUUGCUCGGUUCCUGAAAGAGCACACGUCUCCUAAACACCAGCGUGUCACGGCUGGUGGCCGGAUCGUCCCGAUGGAGCCACAGACUCCGGUGCCAAAAUUCAGAUUAACACUCCGGAAGCGCACCGACGGUGAUUGUGACGAGGGUGAUGAUCUAACGAUUGUAACUCGUGAUGAUGACCGUGGCAGUAAGCUUGAGAGCGAAGAUACGCAGACAGUGGAAGUCGGCCCUGGGCCAGCUGGUUCGACGCCCUCUCGAUCAGUCCGUCUGCUUCCGAAUCUUGCGAGGUCAUCCUUGGUGCAGGGAUCGGAAACUUAUACCAACGCAUUUGGUAUGCCUGGCUUGUUUCCACCAGCCGCAACCAACACUGGAGCGUUUCUGCAACAGGAUGCGGUUCCUUUCUCCUACAACACCAGCCAGCUUCCAUUCAACGCCGACGGACCGCUACCACCAUACUACUCAGCAUAUGGUGCGGGGAUAGACGCAGGGUCUUGCUUCCCAGCCUGUUAUCCGCCUAUGCCGGCUCAGGAAUUUAUAACUGCCGGCCAAACGCGCAUUCAACAACCGACCUCUGUUCCCCGAUUUUCCGAAGGCGCGGCUUCCGGUAGCAUAUCUGCGGGCUCAGCAUCGAGCUGUGGUCAAUUCUCAUCUGGUUUCGAUACGCGUGCUUGUCUCGGACCUCAGUGGCAAUGGCAAGCCGGCGGUCCACUGCCAGCAUUCAGUCAGCCCCACGUUCACCCAGCUGCUUACCGAGAGAACCCUUACCAGAGCCGUCUAAAAGAAGUCCGAGGACAAUAUGAUAUUUUGUCUGCUCAGUUAAGCCGCAUUGAUAGACACAUGGCGCUCAACGCCUGGGAUAUAGACGGGCAAUCAAAAACGUUGCUGGUUGAGCAGCGGAAAAGCUUAGUGAGGGAGUUGGAUGUAUUGCGGCUCUAUAUUGAGCAGCUAGAGCAAAGCCUUGAUAUGACAAAAUGGGGCAUUUGUGACUCGACAGCGUCAGCAGCAGUGGGCACCCCUACGCCCAUGGGCAAUCCCUAUACGCAUCUUGUGGGACCCCGGACACUAGUGCCAAAUCUCAUUUACGGAAUGCAGUCCAUACCUGCGCCUCCUUUCCCUAACACUUUUCCAGAAUUCUUUCCAUCAAUUGACUCAACGGGAGGCACAUUUCCAGUGCAGAAUGCUGACAACUCGGCAUACUACUCGAGUGAUGCUCAAGAGGAGACAGCUGCGGCAAACCGGCACAAUCAGAGACCCCGGCCGCAGCAAAGUCUCUCAGUGAACAUUCCACACGGUCCAGUCGAGACUGGCCUACAAGCAUCGACGGGUGAAGAUGCGACCGAGAGCGCAGCCCCUGAUGACAACCGAUGGGCGACGCCGGCCAGGUCCUCUCCAUUGGAGCUUCAACAGAUAUAUCAUCGAAUUGAGGAAGCCAACAAGCGGGGCGAAAAGCUUGAUGGACUGCUUAGAGAGCUGUCUAGCGCCACUAGUGAACUUUUGAGGCGAAGGCAGGAGGAAUCCAGGAGACCAUGUCAACCGAUAUCAGGUCAAGGCACCAUGGUUUACCCAUCGAUGGUGGCUGCAGGCGCCACUAGAGGAGCAAGCGAUAACAUUGAGUCGAAUCUACACCUGAUGAGACACGGAAGGAGACCCUGGGCAUCAGAAUUCUACCCACGAGAACAUAGUAGCACGCAUAAGUGUAUGCCCCGCAAAGACGCAGAAGCCGAUGGCAAUAUGUCUUCCUCGUGUGUGUCCACAACCGAUUCAUGGGCCACACUUCAUGAGACCGAUAUCCGCCAGCCUGGAAGUGAAGCCUUGCGGAGUGGAAGCAAAGGCGUCGAUGAUUCUGGGUCAUGGGAGAGGUAUAACCAACCCUGA
Molecule: messenger RNA, 2022 nt
Organism: Aspergillus terreus NIH2624
Lineage: Eukaryota; Fungi; Ascomycota; Eurotiomycetes; Eurotiales; Aspergillaceae
Exons: 2
Coding region: 1-2022 (673 amino acids)
Source: RefSeq, a predicted model, not a curated record